Messenger RNA from Drosophila innubila, 3228 nucleotides. RefSeq names its product calcium/calmodulin-dependent protein kinase kinase 1. Gene Ontology annotation, molecular function: calmodulin binding; ATP binding; calcium/calmodulin-dependent protein kinase activity. The transcript is spliced from 7 exons. The record is from RefSeq and is a predicted model, not a curated record. Gene Ontology annotation, cellular component: cytoplasm. NCBI's taxonomy places the organism in Eukaryota, Metazoa, Arthropoda, Insecta, Diptera, Drosophilidae. Bases 215 to 2404 code for a protein of 729 amino acids. Gene Ontology annotation, biological process: positive regulation of protein kinase activity; protein phosphorylation; intracellular signal transduction.
UAGUUCAUCCGAUUCCUUUUAGUCUUCGUUGAGAUUCAAGCGCGUUCUGUGUUUUCCGAUUAUAUUACAUUGUCAUCAUACAAAUAAUUCGUUGGAGUAACAAAUUUCGUUUACAAACAGUGCAUACUAUAAUCGAUUUUAGAAUCUUGAAGCAUAAUGUGUAUUUAAUAUGCACAUACACACAAAUGUUUUUAAAAUGUGACUAUGAGGAUAUAUGAAAGCACACACAAUGUCGGAUUUGAAUAUGGAAUCAAUAGUCCCUACCAACACACCAGAUGCAGGGAAAGUGUUGGAAACAGAUGACAAGAAAAUAUUAAAUGUAAAAAAGCUUACAUCUGAUGCACAAAAUGCCACUUUUGUUAACUGUGAUGAUGAUGACAACGAUGUUAUCGUUGUUAAAAUAGAGGAAGGUUGUAAGCAGGAAGCGCUCAACACAGCGAUUACAGGGUCUACAAUGAUAUUGAAUAAAAAAUUUGAAGAAUUGCACAUUGAUUCAAAAAAUAAUAUUUCAAAUGCAAGUGAUAAAUGCGAAUGUUUUUGUAUAAACUCUGCCGGUACAAAGCCAAAAAAUAUUAAUAAAAGAGAACGGACCAAUCAAAACAUAAGAUCUAAACAAAUUGAUACUGAAGCUUCAGAACCUCAGUGUGAUUGUGAAAGCCUUAAAAAACUAAAUUGUGUGAAAGGCAGUGGAGUAAUGCCAGAUGAUAAUCCUUUACUUCCGCCAAAUAAAAUUAGCUCGUCUUUAGAAAUUAAGACACCUUCAGUGCUUCGUAAUGGCGCACAAAGAGAUACAGAUGUUAAACUUAAUCAAAUGAAUUCCUCAAUUCCAAAACAGCAUCUCCCUACACUGUUAAAAUCACAGUCGCUAGACUUGUACAAUGAUGAUUGUGCAUUUUUAAAUAUUGAUCAGAAGUUACAGCAUCGUCAUCUUCCCGAAAUAAAUGAAUAUCGAUCAACUGAUAGCCAAAUUCAAUCACCGACUACUGAAGCAAUACCGAUUACCAAAGAAAUACAGCAGACAUCUACCUUAGAGACAAGCCGGCAUCCAUUUCAGCGCCCAAAUAUUGCACCAACAAUCUGUAUGCGUACAGAAUCUCGUCCAAUUUAUCCGAACGUUCCUUACAGUCCAUAUGGUAGUCCAUACGGUAGUCCACGUUCAGUUCGACGACGGCCUCCUCUGCGAGAAUCACGUAGAAUAUCUAUUGAAAAGUCUGGAAGCUUUCUACAGCUAAAUCAGUAUAAACUUAUGGAUCAAAUUGGACAAGGCUCAUAUGGACUUGUAAAAUUAGCUUAUUCUGAAGAAGACUCGACACAUUAUGCAAUGAAGAUUCUCUCUAAAAAACGCUUACUUCGACAAGCUGCUCUCAUGCGACGUAGUCCAAAACAAGCAACAUCUCCACUGGAUCGUGUUUAUAGAGAAAUUGCAGUUUUAAAAAAACUAGAUCAUCCCAACAUUGUGAAACUUGUAGAAGUCUUAGACGAUCCAAUGGAAGAUUCACUCUAUAUGGUUUUUGAGUUGGUUAAAAAAGGAGAAGUGCUUUGUAUUCCUACAGAUAAGCCAUUACCGGAACAGCGUGCAUGGAGUGUGUUUCGGGACUCAUUACUUGGCCUCGAGUAUUUGCAUUAUCAAAAAAUUAUACAUGCUGACAUAAAACCAGGAAAUUUGCUACUGACGCAAUGUGGACAUGUCAAAAUAGCCGAUUUAGGAGUAUGCAAUGAGUUUCUUGGUGACGAUGCUAUCAUGAGUAAUGGCUCAACAGCUGGUACACCUGCAUUUCGAGCUCCUGAAACCCUGGUUUUGGGCAAGAAUGUAUAUUGUGGUCGUGCGGCGGAUAUCUGGGCAUUGGGUGCAACACUGUUCUCUUUGGUUUAUGGCAAUGUCCCCUUCGUAGCAAAUUCAAUACCUAUACUGUAUGAGAAAAUUAAAACCGAAGAAGUGGUCUUUCCAGAAACACCAAAAAUUAGUGGUGAUAUGCGACACUGUAUUAUUCGAAUGCUUGAAAAGGAUGCUGCACAUAGAAUUACUUUGCCGCAAUUAAAGAUUAAUCCAUGGGUCACCAGUAAUGGAAUUUAUCCUUUACCUACGGAAGAUGAGAACUGUUGUUUGGUUCAAGUAGACGAGGAAGAUAUAAAUUCUGUUGUUCGCAGCAUUCCGAAGCUUGAUACCCUCAUCUUGAUUAAAACAAUGCUCAAGAAUCAUUCCUUUGGCAAUCCUUUCAUUAAAGGUAUUUCCGGAAGGGCGCCUCAACCUGGUGGUUCUAGGUUACAAAAAUUUAUUCAAGCUGGCAGAUCAAAUUCAGCCCCCGGCUCGUAUCACAUGGAUCUUGACAGACAACCAUCAUCGGAUAAUGUACUUCCAUCUUUGACUGAACAUUGUCCCAAUUCAAAAAAUGAAGAUUCAUAAUUAAUUACUCAAAUAUAAGAUAUUUAAAUUCGAAUAUGAACAUUUUUAAUAACACCAUUGAUUUGUAAAUUCUCGUAUUAGUACUUACUUUUAAAGGAUUACCGGCCAAGCCGUCCAAUCCUAGUGAUAGUUAUUCACUAGUGCUUUACAUAUACUUAUGUAUAUUCCAAGGUAUAACUUAUGGCCUUUAAAAUAAUUUCAUUAAAUUGUUUUUAAACUGGAACAUUUCAAAAACAUAACUUAAUGAAAGUUUGCGAAAAAAAAUAUAUAUAGAAGUUUUUUUCAACGCUUUCCGUGCUAUAUUAAUAUAAGCUUAUUUAAUUGCAAAUUGUGCCAAACGUAUAAAUCAUUUCUACAAAUUUUUUAUAAAAAUCUCCGUUUAAUUAAAACUGAUGACAAAAAUAUGAAUUAUAGUCAUAUUUUAUUAACAGGAUCAUACUAAAGCUUCUAAUCACGUAUAAAUACCCCGAAAUUAUGUACAUCAUUAUUAUUUUAGACAAAUAAGUGUUAGAAUAUUAGGAGUGGCACUAUUUCUGUUUCUUGACACUUUUAUUGUCAAAAAAAGAAUUGUUAGCAAGCGAAGCGUAAAUUUUAUAAGCAAAUGAAUUCCACUAACAUGUUAAUAUUGCUUUAUACCUUAAAUUUUUUUUUGUUGCUAUUGAAUGGGUUUUCUAAAAUCUAAUUUGUUAUGUUUGUAUUUUUGCAAUUUUAUUAUUGUUUUUAUUUUAUGAUAUUUGUUAUAUAUACACGUUUAUUGACCAAAACUAAAUGGUUGUUAAAAUAAAGCGGUGCUUGUUAAUUAAUUGCACAAGACUAAAAGGCAA